Carassius gibelio (silver crucian carp) is the source of this 2249-nucleotide messenger RNA. RefSeq names its product inositol-tetrakisphosphate 1-kinase. Gene Ontology annotation, biological process: inositol trisphosphate metabolic process. NCBI's taxonomy places the organism in Eukaryota, Metazoa, Chordata, Actinopteri, Cypriniformes, Cyprinidae. The record is from RefSeq and is a predicted model, not a curated record. The transcript has 11 exons. Gene Ontology annotation, molecular function: inositol-3,4,5,6-tetrakisphosphate 1-kinase activity; ATP binding; inositol-1,3,4-trisphosphate 5-kinase activity. Gene Ontology annotation, cellular component: cytoplasm. Bases 373 to 1575 code for a protein of 400 amino acids.
CUAUCCAAAUGGCCAAUCAACUUUACAUUGUCAAUCAACAGGUUUGCCAAGUAAUGGACAGACCACUUAAAUAUGUAAGGUUUCACAUGUGAGGUUAGACCAGGGACACCGGUUUCAUACCCUAAUGUGUCAUGAUGUGUUUGUUAUAUCGAUAUGUGCUGGUUUCAUAUAAAUAGCCUAAUAUGACGAAGUUGUCAUAAAAUCGAACAGCUAUUUAGACAGAGGGGACACGAUUUCUGGAGGACACUAGCAAUCCUGGAUGGACUACUGACGACAGUCUGAACCUGAAACUUGGACUUUACGAGACGUAGGUAGGUACAGAAGAGAGACUCGUAACUGAUCAGAACUCAGUGUGAUUCAACACUCUGAGAGAUGCAGACGUUCGUGAAAGGAAAAAGAGUUGGAUACUGGCUCAGCGAGAAGAAGAUUAAAAAACUCAGUUUCCAGACCUUCGUGGAAAUGUGCAGGAAACAAGGCAUAGAGAUGAUCCAGCUGGAUCUGAGCCAGCCAAUAGAGAAGCAGGGUCCAUUUGAUGUCAUCAUCCACAAGCUGACUGACCACAUUGUUGAUGCUGACCAAAAUGUCACAGAAUCUCUGCUGCUUGUUCAGCGUGUUCAGGACUACAUAGAUGCUCAUCCUGAAACAGUGAUUCUUGACCCUCUUCCAGCCAUUCGUACCCUGCUGGACCGCUGCAAGUCAUACAAGCUUAUUCAUAAACUUGAAGAAUGCAUGAAAGAUGACAGAAUCUGCUCACCUCCGUUUCUGGUCCUCAACAGUGAAUGUGGCACUGAGACUCUAGAGCAGCUUCAGAAACAUGGAAUCACAUUUCCCUCCAUCUGCAAAACCCAGGUAGCUCAUGGCAUCAACUCCCAUGAGAUGGCCAUCAUCUUCAGUGAGGAAGAUCUGAAAGGCAUCAAGCCCCCAUGUGUCAUCCAGAGCUUUAUCAACCAUAAUGCAGUGCUGUAUAAGGUUUUUGUAGUGGGAGAGGCCUACAGUGUGGUGCAGCGGCCCUCCAUUAGAAAUUUCCCAUCUGGACCCACAGACAGGAGAGCAAUAUCUUUCAACAGUCAUCACGUGUCCAAACCAGAGUCCUCUUCUGACCUGACCUGCAGGGACAACAUGGAGGGCCAGUACCGGGAACCCAGCAAUGAUGUCAUUCAGAAAAUUUCUAGAGGGUUAAGACAGGCCCUUGGUAUUUCUCUGUUCGGGAUUGACAUCAUCAUCAACAACCAGACAGGCCAGCACGCUGUCAUCGACAUCAACGCAUUUCCAGGUUAUGAGGGAGUUCCAGAGUUUUUCGAUGACCUGUUGAGUCACAUCACCAGCGUCCUGCGAGGUCAAGGGUCAAACGGAGCAGUUUGUGGUCAUCUGAGAGUGAACGGGAUAGGUCAGAGCCCAUCUGUGGCCUGCGGGAUUCACUGUGGCAUGCUGGGAAAUGAAAGCAGUUGGUUGAAGGAGAGCGAGGGGUUAAAGAAGGGUCCCCAUCAGGGACUGAGUUGUGGCGGCACUUGCAUGACUCCAAACUUUCACCAGCACAGCAGAUCCAGUUUAGCAGCGGAGACAUCCUCGCAGUGACACGGAGAGCCAGUGCAAUAGAAUAUUUCAUUACUGUUCACAAACCAGAUGAACGCUCUUCAAAGGGUAGGUGUGCAGAAAAAUCCUUUGUGCCAAAUGUGAAUUGUUUAGGAAAUGAUUGAAUGUGUAUUGAUUGUCUACUCCUUUAUUUAAUUUCCUAUUUGGAAAGGGCGACCUGAUCUUGGAAAUGUAUAUGAUUAGAUUUUUUUUUUUUUAUGAAUGUUGCACUGAACUUGAUUUGCAGAACAAGGGCUUCAUGGAAGGAACUAAAACUAUUGUUGAUAUUAAUAUAUUAAUGAGAAAAUGGGUGUCAUGAUGUGUCACUAUUUAAAUAAGUGUCCUGCUGGCACUAAGGCUUCUCUACUUGUUGUGUAAGUCAUAAAUACUGGCUUUAUUGCUGUCUGAAGCAAUCUGCUGGUAUUUAAUCUGUUAAACCACAGCAAGAGCAGCUCUGAUUGCUUUUUAAAAAGAUUUUUUAAGGCUAAUCAUUUCAUAUCUGAAUGGUCUGAAAACCUUGAGAUUGUAUGGGGUUAUGCAUUACAUUGAUUGAAGGAGAAAAUGAACAAACUUCACCCAAUAAAAGUUAACCCGAAAAGGGAAUUCAUGUCAUUAUAAAUCGUUAUGACAAUCCUUCUUCUGUGAAACAAUAAAGAUCUUUCAGUUGUGUUUGUUGA